Messenger RNA from Scatophagus argus, 1701 nucleotides. RefSeq names its product integrator complex subunit 15 (gene ints15). The coding region runs from base 133 to 1509 and encodes 458 amino acids. Lineage: Eukaryota; Metazoa; Chordata; Actinopteri; Scatophagidae. The record is from RefSeq and is a predicted model, not a curated record. The transcript is spliced from 8 exons.
CUGACAGUGGUUUUAUCCCACGUAGGCUUCCGUAGAAGCAGGAAGUAGCUUCGUUGUCGUUUAGAGACCGUUCACUAGUCUCAUCAUCGGCAAAUUUAUUGACUCAUUUAAGAGUUUUUUGCACGGGCGGUGAUGGGUGACAUUCGUCAGUCGUUGCUGCCUCGCGAUGUGUUGAGUGCAGCCAAGGAGCUGCUGUAUCACCUGGACAUCUACAUCUGUAACCUGGUGCAGUCAGGGAGGCAGCCUCCUCAGGUCGACUCCAAAACCUUGGAGCUGAUAGAGGAGUUCAUUCUGCAUGCCCCUAAGGACAGAAGCACCCCAGCCAGGAGGAUGAAUGCGCUUCAGGAGCUCCAGCUGUUGGAGAUCAUGUGCAGCUGUUUCCAGGAGCAGAGCCGUGAUACUGUCCGACAGCUCAUGUUCUCCGCCCUCUUCAGUCUCCAAGGCAACCAGGCAGAUGAAAGUCGCAUGGCACUUUUAGGCAAACUGGUCUCCAUGGCAAUCGCUGUGGGCAGGGUUCCCAUCUUGGAAUGUGCAGCUACCUGGUUACAGAGAACCCACCGUGUGUACUGUGUGCGCCUGGCUCAGGUGCUGGUAGAUGACUACUGUAGUAUGGUGCCAGGCUCUGUGCCCACCCUUCACAACAUCCACAGCUCCAGCCCACGUUUCUGCUGCCAGUUCAUCACUGCUGUCACCACCCUCUAUGACCUCACCUCAGAGGAGCUCACUCCUCCUUUAGAACUCCUACAGAUGAUCGUGUCGUGGAUCCAAGAUGACCCCCGUCUGGUUCUGAUCACCUUCCUGAAUACGCCCCUCUCUGGCAGCCAGCCAAUCAGCUCACUUGAUGUCACACCAUUAGGGGGGUUGGUGCGCUGGUGCGUCAAAGCGCCUCUGGCCUAUAGGAGAGACAAAAAGCUGGCGUUGACCAAUGGCACCACUGAAAGCGAGCCAGAGGUGGGGAGUCUUUUCUCUGCCCUCCAUCUGAGUGUCCUACAGGUCUUCAUGCUCUUGCCAAACAUCCUAAAUGAGAAAGGGCUUUUUGGUCGCCUGGCGCUCCUUCAGCUGGAGUCCCUGGCCACGCUGACCUCUGACCUCUCCAGGCUGUUGGAUCAGGCUGACAAACAAACACUCACGUCAUCCACAGACACACAUGCACUGUCCCAGCUGACACUGGACCGGCUGGCACAGGCCUUGCAAGUGGCCAUGGCUAAUGGAGCCCUGCUCUGCUCGAGAGAGGACCUGAGAGCCAUCUGUUCCCGACUCCCACACAACAAUUUGCUCCAGUUGGUGCUGUCAGGCCCAGUGAUGUACUACAACAACAUCCACACCCCUCCGCUGGCCUUCAGCCCGCACGCAGCUCACUCCCCCAUCGCCUCACACCCCACACACCCCGCACACACCCCGCACACACCUCUAGCCACACCUCUAGCCACUCACCCGUCCUCUCACCCUCAGUACCCCGCUCAGCCCUUCAUGACAGGGAUGCCGUUCCCCUUCCGACCCAGCCACUAAAAGAAACUUGCAGAUGUGAAGUUGUGUGUUUAUGUGUUGAUAUGUGUGGAUAAUGUGCUGUGGGGCUUAUUGCCUGUUUGUUGGCAUGCAUGAAUUAAUGUGUGAGUGGUUAAUUAGGAUGUUAAUAAGAUGUGCUUUUGCUAAAGGUCUGUGAGGCUAAUGUGUCUGUCCAAUAAAUAUUUUUUUACCUCA